Porites evermanni is the source of this 491-nucleotide messenger RNA. The record is from the annotation of a GenBank genome assembly. NCBI's taxonomy places the organism in Eukaryota, Metazoa, Cnidaria, Anthozoa, Scleractinia, Poritidae.
ACGUUGUUGUUCUUGUUGUUGUUGUUGUUGUUGCGAUAUAUAGAUAAUUUUGAAGAAGUUGCUAAUCCUGGUCGUGUCUUGCCUGAAAACGACCCAACGUGGAAAGCAGGAGGAACAACAUUACAAGGAUACAGCUCCCAACACUUCACCACUGCUGACCCAAUCAAGGUUGAUUCUUCAAAGAAGGUUGAAUUGCUGUUGAGGCUUGUAGCAAGGUAAAACGUCUUUUCUUUUAUUAUUAUUAUUAUUAUUAUUAUUAUUAUUAUUAUUAUUAUUAUUAUUAUUAUUAUUAUUAUUAUUAUUAUUAUACAUAACUUAUAACCUACUAGAGAAUAAUACCCAUUGUAUUCUUUUUGCGUAGCUCAAAAAUGGUUUGUUUUUGUUACCCCCCUAUUACGUUCUUUUUCAGAGAGGACGAGACAGACCUUGUUUUUCCAAAAGACAGGUGUAAACCACUGUCCACUUUGUGUCCGCCAGCUGUACCAGAGUAG